GCACUGUGUUCCUUCCUCAUUCUCUGUGGCGAUUUAUGCCCUUGACCUGCGGGAUUCUCUCCAGUGUUUUGUCUUGAAGAAGCUGAGACAGACUUCCAAGAGAGAUGGCCCACACCCCAGAAGAUGCUGUCAUGGACACAGGGAGCCUGGCAUCCAGUGAAACGGCCCUUGUUCCCCCCAGUGUAACAAGAGGGGGUUCCAACAAACGUGCCUUUAAGAUUGCAGGCCUCACAACUUUGGCAUGUCUGCUGGUGGCCAGCCAGGUCUUCACUGCCUACAUGGUGUUCGGCCAGAAGCAGCAGAUCCACACGCUGCAGAAGAACUCGGAGAGACUUGGCAAACAGCUGAGCCACUCAUCCCAGAGUCCCGGGGCUCGGGGUCCAAUGAAGAUGGCCAUGCCAAUGAACACCCUGCCACUGAUGAUGGACUUCACUUCAGAGGAGACACCCUUGACUAAACUGGAGGACACUGCUGUUGUCAGUGUGGAGAAACAGCUGAUGGACCUCAUGCAGGACUCCCAGCUGCCCCAGUUCAACGAGACCUUCCUGGCCAACCUGCGGGGCCUGAAGGAGCAGAUCAACGAGACCGAGUGGAAGAGCUUUGAGUCAUGGAUGCGUUUCUGGCUGAUUUUCCAGAUGGCCCAGCAGAAACCUGUUCCCCCAACAUCUGCAGCCUCUUUGAUCAAGACCAAAUGCCAGAUGGAGGCAGCACCUGGGGCCGGCAAGGUCGGUUCAUACAAGCCCCAGUGCGAUGACCAGGGCCGCUACAAGCCCAUGCAGUGCUGGCACGCCACCGGCUUCUGCUGGUGUGUGGAUGAGUCCGGCAAUCCCAUCCAGGGCACCACCAUGCGUGGCCGUCCUCAGUGCGGCGGAGGCUACGCUCCUCGUCGCAUGAUGGUCGCACCCAGGAUGAUGCAGAAGACCUUCAUUCCUGAUGACAACUGAGUCAAAUGAAGCGACGCAGAAGAAACUUCAUGGAGCUAUCUUUGCAGACAUGAGAAAUUGGUUAUGUGAAACUUGAUGCUGAUCUGCUUUUAAGAGGCUAGCACUUUUAAUUCCUGUUGAGCUUUUCUUCCUUGUAAUCCCUUGAUAUUAACCAUGUUUCUGGCUGCUUGAAAUCAAACCAAUAGAAGACCGCUGCAAGUCACUCUUUGUUUUUAAUUUUUAAAAUCUAUUUUAGGGUGUAUCUGCAUCAUCUAAGCAGUGUUUAUCAAAGUAUGUGAGUGUUACAAGUGAGUCUUUGUAAUGAAUGCUUAAAGGGUCAGUUCAUCUUAAUUACAAAUAACGGAGAUCAUUCCACUUUCACAUCGUUUCACUCCACCUCCAUGUUGGGAAAAGUUUGUUAAUGGAGCAUGCAGCAUUGUCAUUUAAAAAUGUGAAGAGCUGAAACUCUUUCCAGAAACAGUGUCCCCUGUUUCUCUGAUAAUCCACAAACCUCACAGAGGACAGUUUUCACAGGUGCUAUUAAAGUAGUUCCUGUUAAAACUGUUCACAGUGAGGUCUGUGGAUUAUUCAGAGUACAGGGGACAUGGUUUCUGGAAGGAGAUGUUGCUGUUCAGUUUCUUAAAUGUUUUCAAUGCUGUAGCACCACAAAUGAAAGCCCAGCUAAAUAAACCCAGAAACUAUCGGUAUUGCUGGUCCAUGAGAGUCGAGUGAGUUGAGUAUCUUAUGUAAUUUGGGUGAACCUGCCCUUUAAAAGUUGGGACUCUUUGAGAAAGUGACUCCUCCUAAAGAAAGUUAAAUAAAGUUUUCCUAACAGCA
Stegastes partitus (bicolor damselfish) is the source of this 1760-nucleotide messenger RNA. RefSeq names its product CD74 molecule, major histocompatibility complex, class II invariant chain a (gene cd74a). The transcript has 9 exons. The record is from RefSeq and is a predicted model, not a curated record. Gene Ontology annotation, biological process: intracellular protein transport; antigen processing and presentation; positive regulation of cytokine-mediated signaling pathway. NCBI's taxonomy places the organism in Eukaryota, Metazoa, Chordata, Actinopteri, Pomacentridae. Gene Ontology annotation, molecular function: MHC class II protein binding; macrophage migration inhibitory factor binding; cytokine receptor activity. Gene Ontology annotation, cellular component: membrane; cytoplasm; basement membrane. The coding region runs from base 105 to 944 and encodes 279 amino acids.